AUGUCACCUAAAAGUACGCUUAGCGUCACUCACCUGCUGACACUCCAGUCUCCAGUCUCCAAGAGAUCGCUCCGCAGGCGUCCCCGUCUUCGGUCGGUGGUGGUAUGCCAGUGGUUGCCAUGUUGUAUGUAUUUAUGUGUGUUCAGGCUGCUAGUACGCUGGCGCACGGGCGUCGUUCCCACGUCGACGCAGAACGCUGCCGCAUUGUGUUCUAUACGUCUAUACGUAUGCGCGGAAGAAGUUCUUGCUUGCCUUAACCCUCCCCCCCCGACAUACCACUUCCCCACCCCUCCACGAUCCGAGCUAAGCCCAAUAUUCAGCACGAUCAGCAUAGAAUUAAAACACCGCUACGGAAAAUAA
Danaus chrysippus (African queen) is the source of this 360-nucleotide messenger RNA. The record is from the annotation of a GenBank genome assembly. Lineage: Eukaryota; Metazoa; Arthropoda; Insecta; Lepidoptera; Nymphalidae.